AUGACGGUUUCACUUGAGGAAACUGAGCGGAGGCCAUCAUCUGGACAAGAACAAGGUCAAAAAGGAGGAGACAUAAUGAAGAAGCCAUUAGAUGCAGCUGCACAAGGAGGAAGCGAGGUGAUAGGAGCAGUAGGUGAAACUGUAGGUGAAAUCGGACAGACAAUGAUCAGACCAGCAGAGAGAGCCUCAGAACAAGUUCAGAAAGGUCAAGCAGGAAGUGGCUUUAUCGAUGCUAUUGGAGAAACCAUAACAGAAAUAGCACAGACAACCAAAACCAUGGUUGUGGGAGAUGAUGAAAUAGAAUCAGGCUCGAAACAGAACAUUGGAUCAGAGUUUGAUCAUGGCAACCAAGGAGGGUUGACUUAUGAAGUGCCUAGAAGAGAGACCUUUGAAACCAGGAAAACCUGAGGUUUAUGGAGUCGAUAG
Molecule: messenger RNA, 426 nt
Organism: Prosopis cineraria
Lineage: Eukaryota; Viridiplantae; Streptophyta; Magnoliopsida; Fabales; Fabaceae
Product: seed biotin-containing protein SBP65-like
Exons: 2
Coding region: 1-408 (135 amino acids)
Source: RefSeq, a predicted model, not a curated record